Trichogramma pretiosum is the source of this 1072-nucleotide messenger RNA. RefSeq lists its product as uncharacterized. The record is from RefSeq and is a predicted model, not a curated record. The transcript has 4 exons. The coding region runs from base 57 to 791 and encodes 244 amino acids. Gene Ontology annotation, cellular component: endoplasmic reticulum membrane. Lineage: Eukaryota; Metazoa; Arthropoda; Insecta; Hymenoptera; Trichogrammatidae. Gene Ontology annotation, biological process: GPI anchor biosynthetic process.
UGCACCGCGUCGUCGGCGAUCAGUGAAUACGUUUGUGUAUAUGUCACAUCCUCGUCAUGUCCGCCGGGUCGACUUUCGUGUUCGCCGUGCUGCUGGUGUGCUUCUACGUGCUGUUCGCCUUGAGCUUCCUGCCCACGGCGACGACCGCCGUGUCCGUCGGUGCCACGGUCAAGGGCUUCGUCGAGGGCGAAGGAUUUCAUAGAACUGUCAGGUAUACGGUGGAUACAGGUAGCUGGAAAAACAAAAGCUGCUUCAUAGCACUGUACGAAGAACUGCCAUCCUCUGUUUACGUGAACUAUGAUGAGCUAGCUGAUCUCAGACGUAGGCAAGAGAGUAAUGCUUGCGUAGAUGGUGAAAUUGACGUGGAGCUGUUUGGCGAGAGAGCCUACGAGCAGGACGUAACAGCUUGCGCACAACUGAUAAGUACAAAAACUACUCUGUCCUUUCCCAUUCAUCAGCGCUAUCACUUUUCUAAUCCGUCUGGAGAGCCUGUCGAUGUAACUCUAGCUAGACCUGUACUUUUACUAGGAUGCAAGGAAAGAAUCAAAGAUCAUAGAGUUUCAAAGGCAAAAAUAUGCUCGCCGUGCAGUGAACUCACCAAGAAAUGGAGAGACGUGUAUUACAUUUGGGAGGGCUACAAUGACUUUGAAUGGAAGAUACCAGUUGGCAAUACGAGUAGAAAAUUCCUAGUCACUAGUAUGACACACCUGGUGACUCUCACCGGAGCAGCUUACGUACUGUGGACUAUACACAAAUCGUUCAAAGUACCAAAAAAGUCCAAAGAUAAUUAAAAGUGUUGAAAAAGAGAGCGACACGAAUGGAAUUCUUAAUUUAGAAAAAUCUGCCAAGCAGAUUUUGCAUAGCAUUUAUUUACAUGUGAAUCAUUGCAUUUCUAAACUUUGUACAUAAAAUUAUAUAGCUUACACUAUGUGAUAAGUCGAAUCGACUAAUAGUAAGUACGCUGCAAUACGCAAUACGCAGCACUGUUAAGAAAUUAAGUUCUACGUACGAUAAAAAUUAAUCGAUUUGUAAAAACAGAAAUUUGUAGAUAAUUAAAUACAAUUGAAACUUA